Molecule: messenger RNA, 4269 nt
Organism: Aspergillus ibericus CBS 121593
Lineage: Eukaryota; Fungi; Ascomycota; Eurotiomycetes; Eurotiales; Aspergillaceae
Product: plasma membrane calcium-transporting ATPase
Exons: 7
Coding region: 1-4269 (1422 amino acids)
Biological process (GO): calcium ion transmembrane transport; intracellular calcium ion homeostasis
Cellular component (GO): intracellular membrane-bounded organelle; membrane
Molecular function (GO): P-type calcium transporter activity; ATP hydrolysis activity; calcium:proton antiporter activity
Source: RefSeq, a predicted model, not a curated record
AUGGUGUUUGUGGAAAGUGCCCGGGAGGUGCCCAGACCAUCCCCCGUCACCAGCCUGUGGCAGACCAUUGAAGUUACUCUCUUCUCCAGCUAUACAAAUGUGCUUCUGGUCUUUGUGUUCCUGGGGAUCCUGUCCGGUUCCCAAGAAUGGAAUCCCUCCGUUGUGUUCAUCCUCAACCUUCUGGCAAUCUUUCCACUGGCAUCGUUGCUGUCCUUUGCGACCGAAGAGCUAGCCAAGAGCGUGGGACAGACUGUGGGAGGCUUGAUCAAUGCGUCCUUCGGCAAUGCCAUUGAAAUGAUUGUUGGGAUCACAGCGGUGAGUCAAGGGGAGAUCCAUAUCGUCCAAUCUUCCAUGGUUGGCUCCAUUCUGUCCGGAACUCUACUGGUCCUAGGAUGUUGCUUCUUUGCCAGUGGCUACAAUAAGGAGACUGUGGUUUUCAAUGUUGAUGUGACGGGGAUCAUGUCGUCCUUGAUGAUUGUGUCCUCGGCGGCUCUCGUCAUUCCGUCCACUCUGUACUCCACGGCCCUCUAUGCUUCACCCAACGGAAGCGAGUACAUCCUGCGCCUGUCGCAUAUCACUGCCGUGUUUCUACUGUUGUUCUACUUUGUCUACCUUUACUUCCAGCUAAGCAGUCAUGCUCACCUCUUCAGCGGAACCGAAGAGGAAGAACAAGAAGAGCGCCAAUUAGGACCCUUUUCCGCCAGCCUUGUUUUGGUGCUUGCGACGCUGGGGGUCACCGUCUGUUCCGACUACCUGGUCGACGGCGUGGAUGGCUUUGUGGAAGCCUAUGGGGUUAGCCGGGCCUUCCUGGGUCUGAUUGUCGUGCCCAUUGUCGGGAACGCCGGCGAAUUUGCAACGACCGUGAAGGCAGCAAAGGAGGGGAAGGUGGACCUAGCCAUUGGAGUGAUUGUGGGGAGCACCCUCCAGAUUGCCCUUUUUGUGACGCCAUUCCUGGUCCUUUACGGCUGGGCACUUGGGGAACCCAUGUCCCUCCGCUUCAAUACAUUUGAGACCGCCUGUUUUUCGCUAGCGGUGGUAGUGAUGAACUGCUUGAUUCGAGAGGGGCAGUCCAAUUACUUUGCGGGGGUCUUGUUGUGCGGAACUUAUCUGAUCAUCGCUAUUGCGUUCUAUGUACACCCGGAUAUCAGCCUGAACGAAAAGCCCGUCGCCACCCACCAACCGCUGGUCAGGGGUGAGCAUGGCGUGUUUGAGUUCUCGGCUGAGCAGUUGAGUAGCCUCAUCGAAUCGCGAAACCUCGAGACCUUCUACGCCUUGGGUGGCCUCCCCGGAUUAGAAAAGGGACUGCGAACCAACCGGAACACUGGAUUAAGCGUGGAUGAGUUGGGGCUCAAGGACCAUCACCAAUCAGCAAUAGUCUCGUCCAUUCACAAGAUAUCCCAUCACCAUCAGCAUGGAACCACGCAGUUUGCAGAUAGACGGGCAGUCUUCGGAGACAACCGCCUUCCCAUCGCCAGACCACCCACGAUCCUGCAGUUAAUGUGGAUGGCCUAUAACGACCACGUCCUCUUCCUUUUAACCGGCGCCGCCAUCAUCUCGUUGGCCCUGGGGCUGUAUCAGACAUUUGGGACUAAACACACGAGGUCCAAUCCACCUGUUGAGUGGGUAGAAGGAGUGGCCAUCCUGGUCGCCAUCAUCGUCAUCGUCCUAGUCGGCGCAGGAAACGACUUUCAGAAGCAGUUGCAGUUCCAGAAGCUGGACAGGAAGAAACACGAUCGUCAUGUGAGGGUUAUUCGAUCCGGACGGUCGCAGGAGGUCGCAGCUCAUGAGCUGGUGGUUGGCGAUAUCGUGCACAUGGAGCCAGGCGACGUCAUCCCCGCCGAUGGUGUUUUAAUCCAGGGCCAUCAUAUUCGGUGUGACGAAUCAUCUGCGACUGGUGAGUCGGACCUGGUGCCUAAGCAAUCCGGAGAUGAGGUCGCAGAUGCGAUCGCUGAUUGUCGGGAUACAAAGCACCUCGACCCGUUUGUCAUCUCUGGCUCAAAGGUUGCCGAAGGCGUUGGGUCGUUCUUGGUGCUAGCUACGGGCACCGAGUCGAGCUACGGCAAGAUUCUUCUGAGUCUCGAGGACGACUCUGAAUUCACCCCCUUGCAGUCUCGGCUCAAUGUGCUAGCCAAGUACAUUGCUAAAUUUGGCGGGAUUGCUGGUUUGGUGAUGUUCGUCAUCCUGUUCAUCAAGUUCUUAGUUGGCUUGCGUCAUUCAACGUCUUCGGGCACCGAGAAGGGCCAGGACUUCUUGAAUGUUUUUAUCAUUGCCCUAACCAUAGUGGUCAUUGCCGUGCCCGAAGGUCUGCCUUUGACUGUGACUCUAUCCCUUGCUUUCGCCUCCACGAGAAUGCUCAAGGACAAUAAUUUAGUCCGCCAGCUGAGAGCGUGUGAAACCAUGGGCAAUGCCACGGACAUUUGCUCGGACAAGACCGGAACCUUGACGCAAAAUGAGAUGACGGUAGUCGCAGGCAUAAUUGGGACGACUGCAGAGUUCAACGGGCCACAGCCUCAGAUUCACGGCUUGGUUGGAGCGGUGCCGACUACCGCUGAGUUUAUGUCUCGUCUCAGCAAUAACGUAAGAUCGCUAAUCCGAGAUCUAGUCGCGGUCAACACCACGGCUUUCGAAUCAGAGGCAGCAGGAAGCCGAUCGUUUAUUGGAUCCAAAACCGAAGCCGCCCUGCUGGUCUUCGCUCGAGACCACUUGGCCAUGGGUCCGCUAGAGGUGGAGCGAUCGAACCAUGACGUGGUGGAACUCAUCCCAUUUGAUGCGGCUCGUAAGUUCAUGAUUACCGUGGUCCGCCUGGGAAAGAUGUACAGGGCAUACAUCAAGGGAGCCCCGGAAUUACUGCUAGGGAUGUGUUCGAGUUCCAUAUUGGACCCAACUGAAGAUCUCUCUAUUGUCGCCCUGGAAGAGGGUAUGAAGCAAGAUCUAUACCAGAAGGUAGAUGAAUACGCCUCGCGAUCGCUACGGACAAUCGCUCUGCUCUUCCGAGACUUCGAGACAUGGCCUCCGAGCCAGGCUGCGGAAAUCCAGCCAGACACGCUUGACAUGGAUGAUAUCAUGCGCGACCUGACUUUCAUUGGUCUUGCUGGUAUCCGGGAUCCUUUGCGACGAGGAGCCCAUGAUGCCGUAGAAACCUGUCACCGGAUGGGUGUGACGGUGCGGAUGGUCACAGGGGACAACCUUCGAACGGCCCGAUCUAUCGCGGAGGAAUGCGGCAUUAUCACUAGCAACGAGGACAUUGCCCUUGAAGGGCAUGAAUUUCGAAGCCUGACCGAGGCGCAGCAGCUUGAGAUUGCGCCCCAGCUCAAAGUUCUGGCUCGAUCCCGGCCUGAAGAUAAACGCACGCUCGUCCGAAGACUAAAGGAACUCGGGGCAACGGUCGCUGUGACAGGGGAUGGAACGAACGACGCCCCGGCUCUCACUGCAGCUGAUGUUGGCUUUUCCAUGGGCAUUUCGGGGACAGAGAUUGCACGCGAGGCCUCAGCCAUUGUUCUGUUGGACGAUAAUUUCGGUUCCAUCGUCAAGGCGAUCAUGUGGGGAAGGGCAGUCAGCGAUGCGGUGCAAAAAUUCUUACAGUUUCAAAUCACCAUUACCUUCACCUCUGUCGGACUAGCCUUUGUCACGUCUGUGGCCAGCUCCAGCGAAACAUCGGUGCUGACGGCCGUCCAGCUGAUGUGGGUAAACCUGAUUCAGGACACAUUGGCAGCCCUGGCCCUCGCCACCGAUCCCCCAUCGCGAAAAGUGCUGGACCGAAAACCCGAAAGGAGGUCAACUCCUCUGAUCACGGUGCCGAUGUGGAAGAUGAUCAUCGGGCAAUCGAUCUACCAGCUGGUCGUGACGCUAGUGCUUCACUUCGCCGGUAACCGUGUCUUCUCCUACAGCACCUCCCAUGAACACUCUCAGCUGCAGACCGCAGUGUUCAACACAUAUGUCUGGAUGCAAAUCUUCAACCUAUAUAAUACCCGCGCCCUUGGCAACAAUAUCAACGUCCUAGAAGGCGUCCACCGGAACUGGCUCUUCAUUGGAGUCAACGUUAUUAUGAUCGCGGGACAAGUGAUUAUCAUGUUUGUUGGAGGCCGCGCAUUUUCGAUUACCCGGCUCAGCGGGGACCAGUGGGCCUACUCGGUCGUUCUGGGGGCAUUGUCACUUCUUGUUGGGGUUCUCGUGCGUUUUAUUUCCGAUGUCCUCGUCGAGCGUCUCUUUGGUGGUUUAGCCAUUGUCAUGGGGCCCCUGUUGAGGCUCUUGCGGGUGAAAGGUGAAUGA